AAGUCAUUCCGGCCAAAUCAGUUCAAGUUUCUGGUGGUUGUUGGUGAAACUUAUAUAAUUUUGUGACUCAAUGAUUCGAAACGUGAGCAGGAAGGCAAGCACGGUUCCGGUUCUUCUCGGCGCUGCUGCUGUGGCCAGUGCCGAUUCGAAGAAACUGCCGGCCACCGAAAACAAAUUGGUUUGCAAACCAUCCGAUUUGCCAAUGUAUCGUCCGCUGACACAGAAAAUUGCUUGUGAGUGUCAGCACAAGAAGGAAGACAAAACGACCGGUCCAAUCGAGGAGAGUUUCCGGGCGGUGCGCAUCCAAAUGCAGGAAGCCUCUAAGGUAGUCACCGAUCAGAAAAAGCAACUAGUCAACCUUUACGAGGAUGGAAAGAAACAAACAAAAUUCAUCCACGAUUAUCUGAACCAGGAGGAUAACACGAUGCCCCGAGUCGGUGCGAUUGCCAUCGGUGGUCUGGCGGGUUUGAUUUUCGGGCUUCGCGGAGGCUUCUUCAAGCGGGUGAUUUACACCUCGAUCGGCGCCGGUGGUGUUGCCUCCGUGUGCUACCCGCAGGAGGCCGAAAUGUACGCCCAGCAUGGACUGGUCGAGGCGAAAAAGUAUGCAACGAUUGGCUACAACUUCGUGUACGGCGUCAAACCCGGCGACAAGCAGCUGGAACUGCCCAAGAUUCCGACGAACCUGGGUGAUCUGAAGGACAGUGUUUCCGGACUGGCAAAAUCGGCGUACGACGCAGUAUUCCCGGAGAAAAAGUAAACUAAUGGUAGCGUUUUGUGGUGAACGGCGUAACGUGACAAAAUUGUUAUCGUUUCCAUCGUUAAUGUGAAAUACAAUACCGGUACAUCGUAGACGAA
Messenger RNA from Anopheles bellator, 855 nucleotides. RefSeq names its product MICOS complex subunit MIC27 (gene Mic26-27). The transcript is spliced from 3 exons. Bases 71 to 757 code for a protein of 228 amino acids. Gene Ontology annotation, biological process: cristae formation. Lineage: Eukaryota; Metazoa; Arthropoda; Insecta; Diptera; Culicidae. The record is from RefSeq and is a predicted model, not a curated record. Gene Ontology annotation, cellular component: MICOS complex.